UCAGCAUAGAAAAAGCACCAUAGAGCGGACACACUUUUGCCCUCAUUUGCACAAUUUUCCCGUGCACCCAGCAACUUAAAAUCAACAUCGAUCCCGUUUGGGGCACCGCUUUUACACACAAGGCGCUUAAUUUAAUGUUUUAUGUCUUAACGGCGAAGAUAUUUUAUCAUUUAAUACCUGCAUUUCCCAGGUUGCUCCAGUCGGUGGCGGUGUCACGGAGGUAAACCGGCGAUUUCAAACCACAAGCGGGAUUGCAAGGCUGUGAAAACUUGAAAAUGGAGUUUGAUGCCAGCGUGUUAAUGCACCGCACCGAUGAUAUAAAGCUGGCGAUGGAGGCGGAGCGCAGGAGCCUGAUGACUUUACACUGCGAGCAAUGCAACACGGUUUUGGGAGACUCCCUCGGCGUGUGUGGGGAGCUGAAAAGUCUGGACUCGAUCCUGUGCCUUAAGGUAACCCAUGAUGUGAUUAUCAGUCAAGACAUGGAGUCAGUGCUCAAGGGGGAAAUGGCUCAUUGCAUCUGCAGUUCUCUGAAAUGUUCUGGCUGCCGCCGUGUUUUGGGAACAGUUAUCCACUCAGCCCCGCAGCAUUUGGCCAUGCUGCGCUCCAUCUUUCUCCUCCACAAAGCAAACAUCAGCUGCUACAUCCUCAACAGCAGCACAAUGGUCAAAGCCUCUACGCUCAGCUUUGACAUGAAGCCCAUAGGAGAAAGCAUAAACGAGGUGCGACGGCAGUUCCAAGCCCAGUUUAAUCAAAUGUCACGCAUCAAGAAAAGGCUCGCUGAAAGGAGCGCUGCCAGUGAAAUGCACUAGCCGCCUGCAUAUGCUGACUACACUGUAUCCAGCUCUGGGAUUUGGCCCAGCGUGCUCUGCUCUCCAAUCUGUUUCUUACUGUAGACGAGUGUGUGUGUGUGUGUGUGUGUGUGUGUGUGUGUGUUGGCGUGUACAGUGUUUUGUGUUUUGCAUUAAACAGCUUUUGUUGCA
Molecule: messenger RNA, 980 nt
Organism: Myripristis murdjan (pinecone soldierfish)
Lineage: Eukaryota; Metazoa; Chordata; Actinopteri; Holocentriformes; Holocentridae
Gene: oip5
Product: opa interacting protein 5
Exons: 5
Coding region: 276-809 (177 amino acids)
Biological process (GO): CENP-A containing chromatin assembly; chromosome segregation
Cellular component (GO): chromatin; chromosome, centromeric region; nucleus
Source: RefSeq, a predicted model, not a curated record